GUGCCGUAUGGGCCCGGGUUCAAUGAAAAAAGGUGGCGUCAAUGAAGUGCCGUGCACCGGGCCACAGCUAUUCUAACUACGCCUCUGGUAUCAGUGACUUCUCAAUACAAAAGGACAAUUGAUUUUUAAAAAAUAUUUACACCUGUCAUACUUGUUCAAGUGUGGAGGGAGACCUUAACUCACAAUGUCGAUGUAUGGCUACUCUGGUUCUAAUUAUGACAGGUUUGUGGAGAAUACCAACACGUCUACUCUGCACAAAAUGAAGGAGACCUACUGGACCACAAAGCAAGCUGUCAUCAAGAAGCUGGGCAAGAAGGAGGAUGAGCAUGUUGUGGCCUCUGACUCCCAGCUGGAUGCUAAACUUGAGGUAUUUAAAGCCAUUCAAAGAUCAAGUAUGGAACUUUUGCGUGUCAUAGAAAAAUAUCAAGACAGGCUUUGUGUUGUUUCUCAAGAAGAGAAUACCAUGGGUAGACUACUCAAGGCUCACAGCAACAAGGAUAAAACAAGGGCAGGAAAAAUGAUGGGAGCUGUUGGUAAAGCAGAGAGCAAUUCAGCCCAAGAAAGGCUAGCUCUACACAAUCCCCUGCGUCGAUUGUAUCAGGAGGUUGAGACGUUCCGUUACAGAGCAGUGUCUGACACAUUGGUGACUAUAAAUAGAAUGGAGAGUGCAAGGACUGAGUACAGGGGUGCGCUACUGUGGAUGAAGAAUGUCUCUGAGGAAUUGGAUCCAGACAUGUUUAAACAGCUAGAAAAGUUUAGAAAAGUUCAAAGUCAAGUACGUAAAACCAAAGCCAGGUUUGACAAGCUAAAGCUGGAUGUGAUGCAAAAGGUAGACCUUCUGGCUGCUAGCCGGUGCAACAUGUUCUCUCAUGUCCUGGCCAACUACCAGACUAUGUUGCUUCACUACUGGGAGAAGACCUCCAGGACCAUGUCUGCCGUGGCAGAGAGUUUCAAAGGAUAUCAGUAUUAUGAGUUCAACAUGUUAAGGGAGCUGACAGAAACUAGCAAAAAACUAGCACUAGAGACAUCCAAUAAAGAUCAGUCAGAUAGAGAAACAGAUGAUCAAGACCAUAGCUCGAGUGACGAGGAGGAAGACAAACCGGCAAAACCUGAUGCCCAUAGAGAUUUCUACCCAGAUAACCUUUCUUCCAAUUCUGGUGUGGGUUCAAAAGAUUCCAGGUCAUGGUCAGAUCAAAAACUCAAAACAGACUCCCCCUGGCUUAAAAAAGAUUCCUCUGCCAGCUACUGGAAAAAAGCUUCAGGUCUGGCUUCAGAGUCUGGAAAUAAACAAUCAAAUGUGGAUGAUCUCUUAGGACUGGGGUCAGACAACUCAGGUCAAGAAUCAAACUAUGAUUCAAAAAAGAAGACAAACUCGUCAUCCCGUGCCAGUUUUGACAGAGCGUCCACAAGUACACUCCGAAGUUUUGAUCAAGAUAAUGACGAAGACAGUAGAUAUAAGAAAUAUAAUGUCGAUGAUUCUGAGGAUGAAAGCCUGAUCAAUGUAGAAGAAGAUGCCAAGCAGUCCACAGCUUACGAUGAUGCUCUGCUGUCUGAUCUGAGACUAAAGGGAAACAACCAACAAAAAGCAAGACCAAAAGAUGGAGAGAAGAAUUCAGAGUUCGGACCAUUCCUUGAUUUCACUGAGGAUGACAUUCUUCUGAAAGAUGAUGAGGAUGACGACUUCACUGGGAAAAUUAUGGAAGCUGCUGCCAAGAAUAAAGAGAUUCAGAAGUUUGAAGGGAAGGAAAGAGAUUUGUUGUCAGAGAGCUUGCAGCUGGAAGAUGAUGCAGACAAAGAUGACAUGGCUCUCCUCAACGAGAUCCUCAACGCUCCUUCCCAGGGGGAAGAUGAAUUUGCUCAACAGUGGACUGCUGUUUUCGGUAGUGGCCCCAGCCAGUUCAUACCAGAUGUGGUCCCACAGGAGACAGAUGCUGCCAAGCAGAGGUCAGAUUUCCUGCCAUCCAGUUUGCUGGACACCCAAAUGUCCAGUUUGACCUCUGGCAUCGGUAAUCUAUCGCCAUAUGGAGUUGGCGCUAACAUUUCCACCUUUGGAAGUUCCAAUGUCUCCAAUAACAACACUUCCUCUGGACAGCCUCAGACAGCGCCAUCAGCUGCGGGAGCGAAAAAAGGACCAAAAACGAAACCUCAACCAUUAACGAAGGGCGGUCAACAAUCUGAUAUGUCUGCAUGGUUCAACUUGUUUGCUGACCUUGACCCACUCUCAAAUCCAGAUGCCAUUGGUAGAAAGGUAGACGACAUUACAGACGCAUAAAAAAAAUCUGGGACCCAUCAACCAUGGGGCGGCUUGAUGUCGUCACAAGAAUUUCAUGUCAAGUAGUGAUAGACCCGUGUGUUGAUCUUUGAAACAUUCAAAAUAUUUAUAGUGCUAUAUAUCUGCAUCACAUUGUGAUGGUAUUGUUUUGUGAGGAUUAAUAACUGUUCUUAUCAUGUUGUUCUCCAUUAACUUUUUCUUGGUGAGUUUUUGUUUCCAUACCCACAUUAAGUAAGACAAUCUUAUUAAAAUUUAAAGGAUCUUCACCAUUGAUAAAAUGAAUAGUGGGUAUAAAAUAUACAGAUGUGUUACUCUUGAUGUAAUUGCCUAUUCUUUAACAUCAAAAGAUAGCUUUUUUUGUGUGUUUUUUUAAUAAACGAAUAUUGUAGAUUAGUUUCAACUGUUACAUCUUAUGUCAUUCUGUUUUCUAUAAAGUAAGCUUUUAGUGCAAGUUUAAAAGAAAAGAAUAACUUAUUGCUGUACUUUGAGAUGCUGAGAUAAUGUCUAGUUAAGUCUUUGUUAAUGUUAGUCCCAGUCUCCAAAUUAAAAAACAAAAUUAGUUUUUAGCAACAUAAAACAGUUCAUAUUUUCAAACAAAAAAUUAUUUGUAAGUUUCUUCUCAAUUAACGACCUAUCAAAACUAAAAGCAUCAUUAGUUUAUUGGGUUUUUUUAAAUUAGGUUUGUAAAACUUCUAGAGUAAUGUUAAUGAUUGAUCUGCCUCUAAAGAUGAAGCAAAGAAAAUGUAAUUUAAAUGUGUCACCUCAGUGGCAGACUUUACAAAUCAAAAAAAGGCUGAAUAAAAAGCAAAAAUAUAAAAUUGUAUGGAAUAAAAUAUGUUUUAUAAGAUAUUUUUGGGGAUAAACUUAGAGGAGUGAAAUACUAAGUCACAAUACAUUAAUUAAUAUUUAUACAUUACUCUUUCUUCUAGUCAUUUCAAACAGAAAUAUCUUUAAGACAUGUUCUGUACAUUUUUGUUACAUAAUAAACACAAAUGUGAAAUUUUUUUUCAUAAUACAUUCCCUUUAUAUAUAUAUAUAUAUAUAUAUAUAUAUAUAAGAAAGAAUUAGGUUGCGGGGCUUAAUUGUUUUCAAAUGUCAAGAAAAGAUCUUAAAAAAUUGUUGCAAUGCAUUUUUAUUAAGAGUUUGUUUGUAGUCAUUGUAUAUUUUAUACAUAUAUACAUUCAUUUGUUUUAAAAUGUCUCGGAAUUUUUUCAGUUAUUUAAUUAGUUUUGGUCACUUGUCAACUGUCUUUAAAGUUGUGGCAGAUCUAAGUCUCAGUAUUUUAUACAUAAUAAAAAAAAUUUGGUCGAAAUGUUUAGUUAACAAAUGAAAAUGAAUAUGUUGUAAACUUUUAAUAUAAAUGGCCAUGUUAGAGGAGGUAAAAGAAAGUUGAGGUCACUGACCCACAUCCCCUUCCACCAGUGUUGAACCUGUUCUCUCUGUCAUCCUCCUGGAUGAGUGUUUAGAGCUGAUACAUACUUUUUGAACAUAGCUUUUAACAUAAAUUAACUGUUUGAAAAAAAUAAAAGCUAGGCGGGGUGGAAAGUGUAUCAGCAUAGCUUAGCGAUUCCUUUCAUUCACAAUCCUAGAUGAAGCUUUCUAGUGGCACAGCACGGGUCUUUCUAUGUCAAGCAAAUCAUUUGUUACAUCUGCUGAUUCCUCACCUACAAUAGAAAAUGCUUUAGCUCUUAGAUAAUAUUGAUAACUACUGGCAAUAAAUGGAUUGGAUGUAAUUAUCUUCUUCGUUGAGCGUCUGUAAUUUAUAAGAUAAGCCAUGUUUAUAGAUCUCUGCUUACUUUGUUGGUAAAGAAAAAAAUGUGAAAACCUUGGCUAGCUAGAAUUACUAACUGCAUAAUAAUUUGAUAGAGAACAGAUAUAAAUGCUGCCACCAUAAAGAGUGUCAACUGAUUGAUUGAUGAAACCACUUUCUAAUAUUGUUUCUCUUUUACUUCUGUUCUUAAUUCUAAUGCCUGUGCAAUAGUCCAUUUAUACAAUUGUAUAUCCGCAUGUGUGAUAUCAUUUAUUCAGAGUUAAUUAUGUGACUCUUAUGUAUCAGUCAAAUGUUAUGAAAUAUAUUUUAUUUUUAUUUUAAUUUGGAUGGGGUGAUUGUGUUUAUUUAACAUGACCUUUUUUUUUUGUAUAAACUAUAAAAAAAUACCUUUUUUUUUAUGUGUUUUUGAUUUUAUUGUCCAUUUUCCAUGACAAUAAUAUGUUUUCAAAUUUUAGGUUUGUACUUGCUUUAAAUUUUCUAAAAACAUUUAAAACAUAAUUUGAGUUCACUGCCAUAAUAUUUUUUUUUUUGUCAUUAAAUAUUUUUUUGGCCAUCAAAAAAGUGUCCAUAUCUUUUUUUCCCAAAACUUUUGGGUUAGAUCUUAAUGUCUAAAGUUGUGUUUGCGUCCAAUACCAUUCUUUUUGUAAUCAAUAAAACUGAAUUGAACUGAAUGAAUUGAUCUGACAGCAAAGCUCAUUCCUCCAAGCAGUUCUGCAUCAAAUUUUUUGAUACAAACUCGUAAUAUUAAGAUGUUGUGUGUGAGGAUGCUGAUGUACAUUUUUUUUAAUGGAAGAACUUUUGGGCUUUUGAAUAUUUUUUUUUGUUUGUAUCCAAUAAUAAAUAAGAAAUGUCUUAGAAAUGAAAAAGUAGUUUCUAACAUCAUAAACAUUUUGACAUUAAACUGUAUAGUGACUGUUGACAUUGAUAGUCAUUGUCAGUUGUAUUUUAACUUAAGACUGAACAACUCAGCCAUGAUUGUUCUAUUUGUAGAGAGUACCCUGCUCAGGAGUACAAUUUUAAAACCAGAAAUACUAUUCAAGGCUUUUAUGUAGCAUAAUGCAUGAAGGUUCAACAUAUUUCUUAUCUAAUGAUUCUGUGUCAUUAAAAGGUGGGCACUAUGGUUGGUGCCUCUACAGCGCACCACAUGUGACAGCAGCUAGUAUGGAAGAGACUCAUUUGGAGACCCGGGGGAUCUGCAAAAGGUUUUGGCCUCCUUAAGUUUCCCUUUAUAUUAACGCCUUCAUAAGUUAUUGGCAUUUUUUAAGUUGUACUCCUGAGUCGAAAACCCUAUAUGUACCUGCAUGUUGUAAUUUUAAUAAUCAUUAUGUUCCUUUGGGAUCUGAGGUGUGGGACAAAAAUAAAUCAGAUAUUAUUUAAAUUAUUGAUUGACAAAUAUUUUUUUCCUAAUGUGUUUUUAAUUGAAUAUAUUGUUUGUGUCUAAAUAAAUAGUAUUGCCUUUGUGCGGUCAAUCCGUUUAAUUCCAGUUAUUUUUCUCAAAAAAAUAAUAUAUUUUAAUAUUGGUUGUGCUUAAAACAUCUUAGCUUCCAUUUAUUUUGCAAUUAUUUUUGUUUCUCCUUUCUGUGUAUAAAUAUUAUUUGAUAAAAAUAGAAAAAUAAGAUUUAUGUCACAACCAUGUAAAGUAUUUUCCCCAUAUUCCUUAUGACAGCAAUUAAUUCCAGACACAAGUAUAUGCUGCUUCAUUAAGUUCAUUGUACGUGUAUUGAUACAUUACCUUAGUAUUGACUAAACCACAUUACUAAACAUGAUUUAUAAAUAGAAAUGUAGCUGAUUUCUAUUCCAUACUGUCAGGUCUAGCUGACUUUCAAAUUGGCCAAAUUCAACUAAAAAAUAUCAAUUAUCAGUGACAUAAAUUAUCUAUAAAAAAAACAGCCCUAAACAGGCUGAUUACUGGUUGUGAUGGCAGCUAGUAGGCUACUAACUCUAGUUACCACUUAAACUUAUUUUUACUUAUCUUAAUACAACUUACAUUUAGUAAGGUUUUAAUUUAUUUUUGUAUUUACUCUUUUUAAAAAAAAAACACACUAUUUUAACCAGUUAGGACUUUUCUUCUCAUCAUUUGAUAGUUUACUGGUAUUCUGCUUAGAUAGAGAGGCCUUCAUGUAAAACUAAGAAUAUAUGAAGAAAGAUGCUAAUUUACAACAUGUUUGGUAUUUCAAGGGACAAUAUCAUUAUUUUUAAUCUCUUAAAAAAAAGAACUUACAAAGAUGAAACUGUAUUUUUAUGUUCAACUUUUUCCUUUGUUUUGUUUUUUUACAUUUUUUAAGCCACAUUUAUACAUACAAAUUUAAUCUAAUGUGUUCAUUUUAAUUUUUUUGUUUUUCUUUUAGUUUAUCUAAGUUUUAUUUUUACAUUUAUGCUAAUUCAUACAAAAUUUUAACUAUUUUUUUAUUUUUCUUUGUUUUAAAAUUUAGAGUGUGUGCAAGAUAUUAUGCAUGACAUUAAAAAAAAAGUGAAAGCUGAAUUUUGGUUUCAAACUUUUCUUUAAUUGGUAAUGUUGAGGUAUCAUUGUUGUGAGACUUUGUCAUGGAACAGAAUAUCAUUAGAUCAUUAUUUCAUUACAUUUGGUCUUCUUGUAUUAUCUAUAAUAAACUUAAAAUGGACCAAAAAAUG
Molecule: messenger RNA, 6674 nt
Organism: Biomphalaria glabrata
Lineage: Eukaryota; Metazoa; Mollusca; Gastropoda; Planorbidae
Product: islet cell autoantigen 1-like
Exons: 14
Coding region: 185-2272 (695 amino acids)
Biological process (GO): regulation of transport
Cellular component (GO): Golgi apparatus
Molecular function (GO): protein domain specific binding
Source: RefSeq, a predicted model, not a curated record